Molecule: messenger RNA, 2697 nt
Organism: Chaetomium strumarium
Lineage: Eukaryota; Fungi; Ascomycota; Sordariomycetes; Sordariales; Chaetomiaceae
Product: kinase-like domain-containing protein
Exons: 5
Coding region: 1-2697 (898 amino acids)
Biological process (GO): peptidyl-threonine phosphorylation; peptidyl-serine phosphorylation
Cellular component (GO): nucleus; cytoplasm
Molecular function (GO): protein tyrosine kinase activity; protein serine/threonine kinase activity; ATP binding
Source: RefSeq, a predicted model, not a curated record
AUGGAGCAAUGGCAGGUGUACAAUGAGCCUGCCGGCGCCGGCGGCCAGCGGCGAUACAACGGAAAUAGCCAGGUGUCGCCGCGAGAGUUUGGCAGCAGCGGCCAGCCCCACGCAGCGCAACAGCCCCCGGCCGGCUUCAAAUACGACAACUACCAGGGCGGCCUCAACCCGCACCAGGCGUCACCGUCGGCAACAUCGCCCUUGGCAAGCCCCCAUAUUCGCGAUGGAAACGGCGACGUCCCAAUGCCGGACUCACACGAUUCCUACAUGAGCCAAAACCCCAAUAGCGCGACGUACCCGCUGAGGCCCCAUCAUCAGCAUCACCUUUCGGGCAGCCGAACGGCCAAUCUCCAGCAGGAGCCUUCCGCUGCCGCCCAGCGGUACUCACCCAUGGAGGUAAUGUCUCCGACCUCGCCCUACGGCCCCAAGUCCGCCGGCGCAAGCCACUUCUCGCAGCAGCCGGCCCAGCGACAGUCGCCCACCCGGCCAUCGGACUACGCCCCGCAACAAGUUGCUUACUACAGCAGCCGACAACCGGCUGCCCAACUCCCGCUCCAGAACCCAUAUGCGCCGAAGCAGGACUCGUAUUCGCCCUCGGCUCUGAGUGCUCUGGAUGGCUCCUAUGUUGAUCCCAAGUCGCCCAAGCGCGCGCCGCCGCAGUCAACCAUGCAGCCGAACGACAAAGGACCGGUGCCCGAGUUUAAGAGGAUACGGGCGCAGACAGACCUCAAGCCCAAGGUCAACGACCAGCCUGCGUUUAGGCGAGCCAACCCCGAAGGUGGCUUCAUCAGCCCUCUGCAAGCCCUCACUGUGCAACUUCCGGCCACAUACCGGAUUUGCAACCCAAACUUUAAAUACGAAUCGUCGCGCAACCCUCGCCGUGUCUUAACCAAGCCGAGCAAAGGAGUAAAAAACGAUGGCUACGAUAAUGAGGACAGCGACUACAUCCUCUAUGUCAAUGAUAUCCUUGGGUCUGAAGAGGCUGGGCAUAAGAACCGGUAUCUGAUCCUGGACGUCCUCGGCCAAGGCACCUUCGGCCAGGUCGUAAAGUGUCAAAAUCUGAAAACUCAAGAAGUUGUUGCGGUCAAGGUGAUCAAGAACCGCACCGCUUACUUCAAUCAAAGCAUGAUGGAAGUGUCGGUACUUGACCUGCUCAACACAAAGCUGGACAAGAACGAUGACCACCACCUGCUACGGCUUAAAGACACGUUCAUUCACAGGCAGCACCUGUGCUUGGUCUUUGAGCUGCUGAGUGUGAACCUGUACGAGCUGAUCAAGCAGAACCAGUUCCGCGGUCUGAGCACUACCCUUGUCCGCGUCUUCGCCCAGCAGCUUCUUAACGGUCUAGCGCUGCUAAACAAGGCACGCCUGAUCCACUGCGAUCUCAAGCCGGAGAAUAUCCUGCUCAAGAACCUCGAGAGUCCGAUAAUCAAGAUCAUCGAUUUCGGAUCUGCAUGCGAUGAACGGCAAACUGUCUACACAUACAUCCAGUCCAGGUUCUACCGAUCCCCCGAGGUCCUGCUUGGUCUGCCCUACUCUUCCGCCAUCGACAUGUGGUCACUGGGGUGCAUUGUGGUCGAAUUGUUCCUUGGUCUCCCCUUAUUCCCUGGUUCGUCCGAGUACAACCAGGUGGCCAGAAUCGUCGAGAUGCUUGGUAACCCUCCCAAUUGGAUGAUCGAGAUGGGCAAGCAGGCUGGAGAGUUCUUCGAGAAGCGGCAGGACGAAUUCGGCAGGCGAACAUACCACUUGAAGAGCAUGGAGCAGUACUCACGCGAACGUGGUGUGAAAGAGCAGCCGAGCAAGAAGUAUUUCCAGCAGAAUACAUUGCCGGAGAUCAUCAAGGCAUACCCGAUGCCGCGGAAGAACAUGAAGCAGUCAGAGAUCGAUAGAGAAAUGAACAACCGUAUCGCGUUCAUCGAUUUUGUCAGGGGUCUGCUGACUAUCAACCCCCUCGAGAGAUGGUCACCGCAGCAGGCGAAGCUGCACCCGUUCAUUACCCAGCAGAAGUUCACGGGCCAGUUUGUACCACCCAUGAAUCUCAGAUCGAGCGCGCUAAAUCGAUCGCCAGCGCCCGGUACGCAGCAACAAAUACAGGCGGAAGCGCUGAGCAAACAGCGAGCGCAAGCUGCCCAGGCUCAAGCCCAGGCAAGCACAGCGGCGCAAGGAGGUUUUGGGUCGAUGGUUGGCGGACAGUAUCCGCAGCAGGCCCAUUCCCAACAAGCGCCGCUCUACGGGAAUAACAACAUGUACUCUCCCGGCGCCGCGCACCAGGGAGCCCCGCCUCCGUACAGUGGUCAGCAGGGCGGAUACACCCACAGCCAGAUGGGCAUGGCGCAAGGACCAGUGCAGAUGCCGCCGGCGAACUAUUCGCAGUCGGGCAUGUAUGCGCAGCAGAGCCGGCCAAGGCAGCGCGCUUCAACAAUGGAGCAGCAGCAGAGCGGGAUCCCGGCGGCCAUCCAGAGAGUGGCCAGCCAUCUCGACCCGACGCAACCCAUUCGGCUGCAGCCCAGUCCCGCGUACUACCCACCACCGCCUGAGGGCCUGGCGGGGAUGGACCACCACACGCCUGGCAGGGCGGUGCGGAGAGAGAGUCGAGCGCAGCAACAGGGACGGGGCAACCGUGACUUUAUUCGCAACUUGGAAGCGCGAACGCUGGAGGAAGGGUUCAUGGGCAGCGGCCAGACUCAGUGGCACUGA